This is a messenger RNA of Ceratitis capitata (Mediterranean fruit fly), 1827 nucleotides long. It is a transcript of the gene mldr, whose product is annotated as mitochondrial ribonuclease P protein 3. The transcript has 4 exons. The coding region runs from base 208 to 1809 and encodes 533 amino acids. Gene Ontology annotation, molecular function: protein binding; ribonuclease P activity. Gene Ontology annotation, cellular component: mitochondrion; mitochondrial ribonuclease P complex. Lineage: Eukaryota; Metazoa; Arthropoda; Insecta; Diptera; Tephritidae. Gene Ontology annotation, biological process: tRNA 5'-leader removal; mitochondrial tRNA 5'-end processing. The record is from RefSeq and is a predicted model, not a curated record.
UCAGAAUGUUCCAAAAUGAGAAUUCGCGCUCUAUCUACUUCAUACUUUAGUUUAAUUAAUAAGUAUUUGGUAUUCACCUAGCACCCUUUGAUGCUGGGUAUAGCACUUGCCGGUACAAAUCAGCUGUUCGAUAACACCUUUUGAUUUUUUUCGUAACUCAACCAUUCUCGUUGCAAAUCUGUUUGUUCUUUAGUGCAUUUAAAUAAAAUGUUUAGUUUAAAAUUUUUUCACCAAAACCGAAAUUUUGUUAAAAUUUCAACGUCACUACAAAUAGCAUGCUCUACAACGAGGAAAUCAAGCGCCUUUAAGCGUCCACAAUUAAGUGUGCCGCAUACAGAUCACUUGCAAACAUUGAAAACGGAUCUGUUUCAGCAACGAAGUGAAUUAAGCCCUAGUGAAUGGAAGGAAUUGCGUACAAGUCUAAUUUCCAAAUAUAAACACGUGAGCGAAAGCAAUGUAGAUGCUAUGAUUCUUGGUUUGUGUGGAUGUGUGGAGCAACUCCCACUGGCCAAGAACUAUGUGCAUUAUUUACGCGGUUGUGGACUGGAGCCAAAUCUUGCUUCUAUAGGACGUUUGCUGCGUAUUUACAAUGCGUUCUACCAUGCGAGUGGAGGAAACGAUUCUGCACUAUCGACAGAAGAACAGCAGGAUAUUUUAAAUGUUUAUGGUAAAAUAAGAGAGCGAUAUGAGAUCUUGGAUGCUACAACUUGUAAAAAUUUAAUUUAUGGUUUGGUAUGCACAAAGGAAUGGCGUACCGGUUUAGAUUUACUUAGAAUGGCGCAACUCACAAGUAAACCAAGCAUCGGUGCGCUUACUGAGCUAACAGUAAAAGCUUUCAUUGAAGGUGAAUUGGAGAUCGGUUGGAAUUUGCUGGAAGAAACUGUAAUAAAAGGCAAAGAACCUAAAUGCGAAUCUUAUUUAGCAUAUUUAAAGUUUAUAGCAAAUGAGCCUGUGACAUUGCAAUGCAGUUUAGAAAAAUUGUAUUCAUUUUUGGAAAGGCAUGAAUUAGUUAUAACUGCCAAAGUAGCACAAUAUAUAAUACAAUUGUUACAAAAAAAUUCAUUUAACGCCAAAUCAACGCAAAUAGACUCACGUGGUAUAUGCCAACACUGUGGAUUACACCUCAGAGAUAUUUCCGUCAGCGACGCAGAGUAUGCUAAACUUAGCAAUUCCUUUAUAAAUAAGGUACUCAUACGCAACGAUAUCUUCCAGAAAUCCACGCCCGAAGAAGUAGAACGCUUCAAGCGUUUUGUUACGAAAACUGCACCUUACGAUUGCGUCAUCGAUGGUCUCAACGUAGCUUACUCUAUGGGCCCAAAGCGACCACCAGCAGCGUUAGCCACAUUGCUGGUAAAUGUUGUGAAGCAUUUCAAAAGUCAAGGUAAAUAUGUGCUUGUACUCGGACGCAAGCAUAUGAACAGUUGGCCAAAAGAUGCACUGAUGUAUAUACGUAAAAAUGCCAGUCUCUUUCUCGCAAAUAAUCUCUCGCAAGAUGAUCCUUUUUUACUGUACGCUACUUUAAAAAGUGGCCAGUCAACUGAUUUUUUCUCACGUGAUUUGAUGCGUUCACAUGCAUUUCUAUUAGGAAACGAUUUACGUAUAAUAUUUCGGCGCUGGCAACAGGAACAUCAAUACGCCCUAAUAACACAAACAAAAGAUGGCAGAAUAAUCGUCAAGGAACCAACUCGUCAUUUACUAUACACACAUAAAGUACAGGAUACUUGGCAUGUACCUUAUAAAUCCAGCUAUUCACCGAAUCCCUCCGAAACAUUUGAAGUACCUGAAAGUUGGCUAUGCAUAAAAUUUUGAAUAAAUAAAACUGUUUUA